AACAAGAACGAGAUUUUUUUUUUUAAACAUUUUUUUUUAUUUUAGCUAUCAGAAUUCUUCAGUGUUAAUUGAUUUGAUAGUUUAAUUUUAUUAACAUGACAUGUAUAUGAGCAGUGUGAAGCAGAAUGCCUGUCCUGGAACUUCACGGUACCAGCAGUUGACACCAGUUUGCAUAAAAAGGUGCGAAAACGCCCUGUGGAUCAGAGAGGUCUGAGGAAAAGGUCUAGACUGGGUCAAGCUGUGACGAAGGAUCUGGAAACUCAUAAGCACACUUUACAACAACGAUGAGGUUCAGGACGUCCUCGCCGGCACUGAAAUGCUGCAGGGACUGAGUGCUGGAGAUGGAAGAUGACUUCUUGUUUGCGUUGAGAUGAUCUAAAGACUUCUUUUUCAAUGAUUCAGAUUCCUUAAGAUUUUUUUUAAUGGAAGAAAAGAAAUAAAGGCAGGAAAGGGGAUGCGUAGCUGGAGGUGUUAUUUCUCGAGACUCAUGCGCCUCUCGGUGCGCUGGGUUCGCCUGUGUCCCCAUCGGGGACAAAACAAUCGGCCCAGCCUGCUCCAGCAGUCCUGGAGCUAUGGAAGAGUCGUCUUCAACUCCCUUUACUUUAACAUCCUGACUAACUGGGACACGGUGCUGGACUCGAUCUUUGAGCCUAUUUACUGGCUGGUGGACAACCUGACCCGCUGGUUUGGGGUGGUGUUUGUGUGCCUGGUGAUCGCCCUGACCAGUUCUGUGGUGGUGAUCGUCUACCUCUGCGUCCUGCCGCUGAUCGUACGCACGUACCCGGCACACUGGAUCCUCUGGCACCUCGGCUACGGCCACUGGAAUCUCGUGAAUAUCGUGUUUCACUACUACAAGGCCGUUACAACAUCGCCCGGACGUUCCCCGCAGGAAAAGUGUGAAAUUCCAACAGUGACCAUUUGUAAGAAGUGUAUCGUUCCUAAACCGGCCAGGACGCACCACUGCAGCAUCUGCAACACGUGUGUUUUAAAAAUGGACCAUCACUGUCCCUGGUUAAAUAACUGUGUAGGACACUUCAACCACCGCUACUUCUUUUCCUUUUGUGUCUAUAUGACCAUGGGGUGCAUCUACUGCAGCAUCAGCGCUAAAGACAUGUUCUUCGACGCUUACAAUGCCAUAGAGAGCUAUUAUCAGACGCCUCCACCGCAGUUCACUUCUGAUGAGAAGCUUUUUCAUAAGAGCCUCCUUUACCUGUGGGUGCUAACCAGCUCGGUGGCAGUAGCGCUGGGAGGCCUGACCAUCUGGCACGCUGUACUCAUCACCAGAGGGGAGACCAGUGUGGAGAGACACAUUAACCGCAAAGAGAGGAAGCGCCUGAGGCUGAUAGGCAAGGUAUUCAGGAAUCCGUAUACUCAAGGAAGCAUAAAUAACUGGAAAAUCCUGUUUGGUGUUGAGAAAACAAGUCACUGGAUAAGUCGAGUACUUCUCCCCUCCACUCAUCCCCCGCGUGGUGACGGACUAACCUGGGACUGUCCUCCACUUAGACAGGACGCCGUCAACACCAUAUGAAUGUCUAUAUAUAAAAAAAACCUCACAUUUCAAACCAGCUGAUUGUUGCACGGAUUUGCACUCGCGUGUCAGCACACCGUGACUGCAGUGUGAAAUGUGAAGUGCACACCCUACUCAGUCUUAUGACCAGAUGAUGAUAUUUUUAUGCCCUUUGCAGAAAUGCGGUGUGUUAAAUGUUAAAGGGAAUUGACGGUACUUGCCAAAGAUUUCCUGCUGAAUCAUCUCGACUGGACAUGCGGUUAUGGUGGCGGAUUGUAUUUUGUGUUAGAGAUGACAUGCUUUUUAAGGUAUUUUCACGGGUGAAAGAUUUCCAAGUUAGGUUCUGUAUCACUGUUACUGUCACGGUUAAAACAUAAUGAGGUUUGGGCAAAGUCUGGAGUCGGGCCAGUGAUCCGUGAUUCAACUGUUUUAUGAUAGUAUUUUUUUUUAUAGUGUGCCUUUAAGUGUAUUAGGAAUGUAUUAUGUAUUAGGUACACGAUUCAGUCAUUACCUUAAUCUGAUUUCUUUUCUUCUUCUUGUCCCUUUUAAUGGUUCAUUAAAUUGUUUCUGCUAACGAGCCGAGUGUUUUCGCAGAACAGCAGGAUGAUAUCGGAGCUGCGCUCCUGUUUUGUACAUUUAAAUUUUAUAAUAAAUCACAUUUCGGUC
Clarias gariepinus (North African catfish) is the source of this 2173-nucleotide messenger RNA. It is a transcript of the gene zdhhc16b, whose product is annotated as zinc finger DHHC-type palmitoyltransferase 16b. Gene Ontology annotation, cellular component: Golgi apparatus. The record is from RefSeq and is a predicted model, not a curated record. Gene Ontology annotation, biological process: protein palmitoylation. The coding region runs from base 455 to 1528 and encodes 357 amino acids. The transcript is spliced from 12 exons. Gene Ontology annotation, molecular function: palmitoyltransferase activity. Lineage: Eukaryota; Metazoa; Chordata; Actinopteri; Siluriformes; Clariidae.